Molecule: messenger RNA, 1149 nt
Organism: Castor canadensis (American beaver)
Lineage: Eukaryota; Metazoa; Chordata; Mammalia; Rodentia; Castoridae
Gene: G6pc1
Product: glucose-6-phosphatase catalytic subunit 1
Biological process (GO): glucose 6-phosphate metabolic process; gluconeogenesis
Cellular component (GO): membrane
Molecular function (GO): glucose-6-phosphatase activity
Source: RefSeq, a predicted model, not a curated record
AGAGCAAUCACCACCAAGCCUGACAUAACUGCACGGGCUCUGCCAGUAGCUUCCUGAGGUGCCGAGGAAAUGAGGAUGGAGGAAGGAAUGAAUGCUCUCCAUGACUUUGGGAUCCAGUCAACGCGCUACCUUCAGGUAAAUUACCAAGACUCCCAGGACUGGUUCAUCUUGGUGUCUGUGAUUGCCGACCUCAGGAAUGCCUUCUAUGUCCUCUUCCCCAUCUGGUUCCAUCUUCACGAAGCUGUGGGCAUCAGACUCCUCUGGGUAGCUGUGAUUGGAGACUGGCUCAACCUCGUCUUUAAGUGGAUUCUUUUUGGACAGCGCCCAUACUGGUGGGUCCUGGACACUGACUACUAUAGCAACACCUCUGUGCCGCUGAUAAAGCAGUUCCCAGUCACCUGUGAGACUGGCCCAGGGAGUCCUUCCGGCCAUGCCAUGGGUGCAGCAGGUGUAUACUACGUGAUGGUCACCUCUACCCUUUCUAUCUUCCGUGGAAAGAAAAAACCAACAUACAUAUUUCGGUGCUUGAACAUCAUGCUGUGGUUAGGAUACUGGGCUGUGCAGCUGAACGUCUGUCUGUCACGGAUCUACCUUGCUGCUCACUUUCCCCACCAAGUUGUCGCUGGAGUCUUGUCAGGCAUUGCUGUUGCUGAAACUUUCAGUCACAUCCGGAGCAUCUACAAUGCCAGUCUCAAGAAAUAUUUUCUCAUCACCUUCUUCCUGUUCAGCUUUGCCAUUGGAUUUUACCUGCUGCUGAAGGAGCUGGGAGUGGACCUCCUAUGGACCCUGGAGAAGGCCAAAAGAUGGUGCGAACGGCCAGAAUGGGUCCACAUUGACACUACGCCCUUUGCGAGCCUCCUCAAGAACCUGGGGACCCUCUUUGGCCUGGGGUUGGCUCUCAACUCCAGCAUGUACAAGGAGAGCUGUAAGGGAAAACUCAGCAAGUGGUUCCCGUUCCGCUUCAGCUGCAUCAUGGUCUCCCUGGUCCUCCUGCACCUCUUUGACUCUUUGAAACCCCCAUCCCAAAUCGAGCUGAUUUUCUAUGUCUUGUCCUUCUGCAAGAGCGCAGCAGUGCCCUUGGCAUCUGUCAGUCUCAUCCCUUACUGCCUCGCCCAGGUCCUGGGCCAGCCCCACAAGAAGUCUUUGUAA